CAGCGUCCCGGGAGCCUCUGAGGGGCCUCGGAGCAAGAUGGCGGCAGCGGCGGGGUCCGAGCGGCGCGGGCGGCGGCCUCGGCGGCGUGUGUGAGGAGGGGUCCCGGGGUCCCGGGUGGCUCCGGGCCGGGGCCCCGCUGUGGGACGGAUCAUGCUACGUUCCACUGGCUUCUUCCGCGCCAUCGAUUGCCCUUACUGGGCGGGAUCCCCCGGGGGGCCUUGCCGGCGUCCCUACUGCCACUUCCGGCACCGCGGAGCUCGGGGUCCGGGCGCGUCCGGCGGCGGUGCCGCGCCCGCAGCAGGGCUUGGCUAUGAUCCAUACAACCCUGAGCUGCCCCAGCCGCCAAUGCAGAGGGAGAAUGGCACGCUGGGCCAGACAGAUGGCAUGCUGGAACUGGAGCUGGUCAACCAAGCCAUUGAGGCAGUGCGCAGUGAGGUGGAGCUGGAGCAGAGGCGCUACCAGGAGCUGCUGGAGACUACGCGGGAGCACGGAGCCGGGGCCUCGGCCCUGGCACCCCACAGCCCCACCACGGGCCUGGAUGAUGAUGAUGACACCUUCCCACUGGUCUUCAGCCAUACACCAGCCAGUCAUGGCCUGCUGAACCCAGACACCAGUUACCAGCCUACCCCACUGGCCACACCCGCAGAGCCAGGCAGUAAGUACUCACUGGCCCCUUUGGAGAGGGGUCCAGCCAGAGCAGGAAGUGGUGGAGGUGCUCUUGAGUAUGUCCCCAAGGCCGUGGGACAACCACGCCGCUAUGGCCGCUCCAUGCCCAGCAGCAAGUAUGUAGUGGAUAACUCGAAGCCAUCCACAGACUUGGAAUAUGACCCACUGUCCAACUACUCAGCUCGCCACCUUGGCAGGGCCAGCUCCAGGGAUGAGCGGGCCACCAAGCGGCCCCGGGGCUCCCGGGGCAGUGAGCCCUACACACCCGCCCUCAAGAAGCCUUGUGACCCCUUCGGAGGCUGUGAAGCCAGGUUCUCAGACUCAGAAGAUGAGGUGGCCAGCUCCCCCAAAACUGAUGCCAGUAUCCCCAAGACCCCCAGCAGUACCCCCAAGGCUGGGGCGGGCCCCAAAACCAAGACCCCUGCAAAACUUCCCUCCAAGGAGGGCCUGGAGCCCGGGGAGAGUGGUCCACGGGGGACCAAGGAGAUGGCUGUGCAGUGCGAUGUGGAAGACCUGGGACAGGCCCCCAAGGUGCCAGGCCAGGUGUCCCCGGUCAAGCCAGGUUCCCUAGCCAGGGCCUCUCAGGAUCCCGGGAUCCCUAAGGAGAGCAAAACUAAGAAGAAGAAAAGUGGGACUGCAGCUGACCUUGACCACAAGGGCAACUCCCACAAGAAGGAUCGGAGGAAGGAGCGAGGUCGGCCCCCUGAGAAGGUCUGCAGGGAUAGGAAGACCCCACAGGCCACCAGUGCCCGGGGCAAGGCCCAUCGGUCUGAGGGGACCAAGAAAAAGCCAUCUUCAGCCACUGCAGUGGCCAGCUCAGGGAAAGGGGGGCCUAGCUGCCCCUCCAGUGGGGGCCCCCGGCCCCAGGACUCUGGGUCCAGCCCCCACAUGCCACUGGCUCGGAAGGGUGGCGGGAAGGCACUGUCAGGGAAGCUGGUGGAGCGCAAGACCCGCUCCCUGGAUGAGGCUGCCCCCCAGGAUGCCCCAAAGCUGAAGAAACGGGCCCUGAGCCAUGCUGACCUCUUUGGGGAUGAGAGUGAAGAGGAGGACUCUGGCCUGGGGGCUGGGGCACCCCGUGUCUGGCCCCCAACCUUGCCCAGCCUCAGCUCAGACUCCGAAUCAGACUCAGACUCCAGCCUGGGCCUGGGUAAGGCUCAGGUUCCCAAGCACCUCAAGGCCAUGCCCCCCGCUCCACCCUCCUCGUCCUCCCCAUCCUCUUCCAGCGAUGAUGCCGCCGAUGUGGACUACUCAGCCCUGGAGAAGGAGGUGGAGUUUGACACAGACCCCAUGGAGGAGUGUCUACGUAUCUUCCAUGAGGCCACCAGUGUGAAGACAGAGGACAAAGGCCGGCUGGCCCGGCAGCCCCCCAAGGAGGAGGAGAAAGAGCACGUGGGCCUGACCACUCUGUUCCCGGGGCAGAAGAGGAGGGUCUCCCACCUGUGCAAGCCGGGCAGGGAGGCAGAGGCCCUGAGGAGGGCCCCUGAGGCGCCCCCAACCCGGCCCCCGACGGCUCAGGAGGUAUGCUACCGGCGGGCACAGCAGGCACAGCGGGACUCAGCCAGCUGGCUGCAGGCUGCACCACGGCUGCCUGAGAAACCCUCUUCCAUACACAUCUCGGCCCCUGGAGAGAAGAGGAGGAUUGCUCAUGUACCCAACCCCCUCCUGGCCACCGCCCAGUCAGGUGCCAAGAAGGCGCUUCUGGCCAGCAGCAGCCAGGCACCCAACGGCCCUGAGCCCAGCAGCCAGCUGCUGAAGACACGCACGCUGUCAGGCAUGGCAUCCAAGACCACCACCACUGUCACCCUGAAGCGCAUUGCUCACAGCCCAUCACUCCAGAGUCUAAAGAAACCCAUUAUUCCAAAAGAGUUUGGGGGCAAGGUCCCCACUGUGAUCCGCCAGCGCUAUCUCAACUUGUUCAUCGAGGAGUGCCUUAAGUUCUGUUCAUCCAACCAGGAGGCCAUUGAGAAGGCACUGAAUGAGGAAAAGGUGGCGUAUGACCGCAGCCCUAGCAAAAACAUCUACUUGAACGUGGCUGUGAACACUCUCAAAAAGCUCCGGGGUCUGGUCCCCAACACGGUGCCCACCCUCAGCAAGACCAGUGGCCGCAGGGUUGUGUCCCACCAGGUUGUGUUGGGGGGCAAGUUGGCUGCCAAGACCAGUUUCUCACUAAGCCGCCCCAGCAGCCCCCGAGUGGAAGAUCUGAAAGGCACCGCCCUGUACAGCCGGCUCAGAGAGUACCUGCUUACCCAGGACCAGCUCAAGGAGAAUGGGUACCCCUUCCCCCACCCCGAACGCCCAGGGGGCGCCAUCAUCUUCACAGCCGAGGAGAAGAAGCCCAAGGACCCCUCCUGCAGAAUUUGCUGUCGCUGUGGCACCGAGUACCUCGUUUCCUCCUCUGGCCGCUGUGUGCGCAACGAGGAGUGUUACUACCACUGGGGGCGGCUCCGGCGGAAUAGAGUGGCCGGGGGCUGGGAGACACAGUACAUGUGCUGCUCUGCUGCUGUCGGUGCUGUGGGAUGUCAGGUGGCCAAGCAACAUGUGCAGGACGGUCGCAAGGAAAACCUGGAGGGCUUUGUGCGAACCUUCGAGAAGGAGAUUCCAGACAAUGCCCAUGCCGGGGUCUUCGCUCUUGACUGUGAGAUGUCCUACACCACGUACGGCCUGGAGCUGACCCGCGUCACAGUGGUGGACACAGACAUGCAGGUUGUGUACGACACGUUUGUCAAGCCCGACAAUGAGGUGGUAGACUACAACACCCGGUUCUCAGGGGUGACAGAGGCCGACCUCGUGGACACCAGCAUCACGCUGCGAGAUGUCCAGGCCGUGCUGCUUAGCAUGUUCAGUGCAGAUACCAUCCUCAUUGGACACAGCCUGGAGAGCGACUUGCUGGCCCUCAAGGUCAUCCACAGCACUGUGGUGGAUACUUCGGUGCUGUUUCCGCACCGCCUGGGCCUGCCCUACAAGCGCUCCCUGCGGAACCUCAUGGCUGACUACCUCAGACAGAUCAUCCAAGACAACGUGGACGGGCACAGCUCCAGCGAGGAUGCCAGCGCCUGCAUGCACCUUGUCACCUGGAAGAUCCGAGAAGACUCCAGGAGCAAGCGAUGAUGCCCCACCCAUCCCAUCACCACCACCACCGCCUCUCCUGCAGCUCUGGCCACCCACAGCCCUGGCCACCCUCAGACCCAGGUCUCUUUUCAAACUGUACAAUAAAUGUACGAGCUGACGGUGUGCCUCUCUAGCAUGGGCUGCAGGGUCUGAGGACCUGAGGACUCAGAGUGGGGCUGAGAGCAGCUGAGCCCAGCUCUACACCCGUCCCACUCAAUGCCCUGACCCGGCCUGUGCUGCAGCUGGGCAGCAGAGCCCACUGCCUCUCCGUUCCUUUGUACAGAACCCAGGGGCAGGGCAAACCUUUGUGCUCUCUUUGAGACGGGUUGUCUUUUUUUAUUUUAUAUUAUUUUUAUUAAUUUUUAAUUUAGUCCUGUUGCCCUGCACAGUUAUUCCUUUACCUCACCCCAGGACCUCCGGCCCUGUGUUGUCCCUUCCUGAGCACCCACGGGGAACAGAGUAGACUCAAGCCAGGGCUCAGACCCCACAUCCAGCUCCCAGUGGGCCCGGAUGUCCCCUGCCUUUGGGUGGUGGUUUCCAGAAUUCAUCCCCAGUCUACCUGGACUCUUUGACUCCCCAGAGUCAGGCCAGGCCAGGCUCCAUGCCUGUCCUUCCUGGGCUGUCAUCCUGGGCGCUGCCUCCUCUGUGGGUAGGGACCGAAUAAAUAUUUGUAUUUAGAUUUCA
Molecule: messenger RNA, 4459 nt
Organism: Nannospalax galili (Upper Galilee mountains blind mole rat)
Lineage: Eukaryota; Metazoa; Chordata; Mammalia; Rodentia; Spalacidae
Gene: Rexo1
Product: RNA exonuclease 1 homolog
Exons: 16
Coding region: 152-3775 (1207 amino acids)
Cellular component (GO): nucleus
Molecular function (GO): nucleic acid binding; exonuclease activity
Source: RefSeq, a predicted model, not a curated record